UAUCUACAGUCUUUCAUCCAAGUCAUGUGGAUCUACCUUGUAGUGACUUUGUUGCUGGCAACUGAAACGGUUGCAAAUAAUGUGAAUGAGAAUCUGGCAAGUAUUCCAUAUGAAACCAUCCAGUUGCCAGCCCUUUAUGGCUGUAAGAAUGGUACAAAAAUGUGCAUAUGGCCACCAUGUCGCAGCGGUCCAUAUAACAUCAUAAAUGUUCUUAAAGGCAAUGGUACAAAUUGGGUAUUAUUUGCUAGCAUGGAUUUAGAAGACCCAGCUUUACUUUUUGUGCACAAAGCGGUAAAUGGCGCUAUGAUCUAUUGCUCAAGCCAUUACGAUGAACCAAGAAUUACAUGUAGCACAGACGACACAGAAACGAUU
Geodia barretti is the source of this 372-nucleotide messenger RNA. Lineage: Eukaryota; Metazoa; Porifera; Demospongiae; Tetractinellida; Geodiidae. The record is from the annotation of a GenBank genome assembly.